Aethalodelphis obliquidens (Pacific white-sided dolphin) is the source of this 3319-nucleotide messenger RNA. It is a transcript of the gene IP6K2, whose product is annotated as inositol hexakisphosphate kinase 2. The transcript is spliced from 6 exons. Gene Ontology annotation, molecular function: inositol hexakisphosphate kinase activity. Gene Ontology annotation, cellular component: cytoplasm; nucleus. The record is from RefSeq and is a predicted model, not a curated record. The coding region runs from base 1756 to 3048 and encodes 430 amino acids. NCBI's taxonomy places the organism in Eukaryota, Metazoa, Chordata, Mammalia, Artiodactyla, Delphinidae. Gene Ontology annotation, biological process: phosphatidylinositol phosphate biosynthetic process; inositol phosphate biosynthetic process.
GUGCUGCUGUGAACAUCUGUGUACAAGUCUUUAUGUGGACAUUUGUUUUCAUUUCUUUUAGGUAAAUACCUGUGAGUAGGAUUAGUGGGUCAUAUAAUAAGUAUAUGUCUAACUUAAUAAGAAACUGCCAAACUGUUUUCCAAGGUGGCUGUACUUCUUUUAUUCCUACCAGCAACGUUUGAGAAUUCCAGUGACUGACCCUGGUGGUAUAGUCAUGGGUUGUGUAUGGAUGUGUGCAGAUGCGGGCAGUGGCUCUGGGCUCAUGGAGCGGAGGUGCAGAUGGUCAAGGUUAUUCGUCCACCAUUGGGCUAGUGUGCUUCACACCAUCUCCUGUGACUGCCCAACCCUGGGGCUUUUCUUGAGGCAGAGUAAGUAGCCCCAGCAGAGCCCAUUUGUAGCCUCAUGAACCACAUUCUAGAUGUGUGAGCUAAGGGCCCAGGGCUUUUCAUGAGUCAUAGUUGUUUUAUGUGCAGUAUUUUAUAAGUUAAGACUAUUAAGGCAUUGUUUCCAGCAGAUCCUUAAACCAAUUUGAUAGAUUUAGGGGGAUGGGCUAUGGGGGAAAUCUGUGUCUUGUCCUAGGAUGAAUCAUGUUCUGUGUUUCUUACCUAUCAGUAGUUUCGUGGACAAACGUGAGGCAAUUUGGAAAGCUAAAAUAGAUGCUAAAUCUGAAGCCAGUGUUUUAUGGUUAUUCCCUGUCUCACUAGAUUCAGGGUCCACACAUCACAUGGACUUCUCAGUAACCAUUAAUAUUCUAGGAUUCCUGGGAAACUGGGCCUUAGACCUCAUAUGUGUAAAAACCUUUAAGAGAUCCAACUGCUCAAACCACAUGUGGAACAGAAAAAGAGUAGCAGUGAAACAGAGCAGAUGCUUUGGGCAUUUUUCUUUCUUCUGACCAGGCUGAAGCCACUAGAGAAGAAGCUGAUCUGGGGUGUAAUCCUUGGGAAGUUGAUCCUUCAUUUUCCCACAGGGAUAGGGUCUGUAAGGGACCCUAGAACAAAAGCUGCAUUUCUUUGUCUGAAGCCCCAAAUGUAAGAAGUAUGUUGUAUAGAGAAGCCAUAGUUAUCUUCAUAUUGAGAGACUGAACAUAAUUGAAAUCAAAGAAUCACAAAACAGGACUUAACCUUAUUAUGUGCAAUGCAAUGAUUUUUACUGUUUUUUCCUAUUUGAUUAAAACAAACUGCUGGUUACCAGAAAACUGGAACCCAAAGGGAGCAGGGACUUGGAAUCUUCCUCCAAGCAAUUGAAUGGCAGAACUGGGACUAGAAUCUGGCUCCACCUCACUACAGGAUCAGUUUUCUCCCUAAUUCUACCAUUUAGGAGUUUCCUCUGUCAUCAGGCUUGGCACAGGCGAGAAAGGGCCUUACUUUCCUUGUCUCUCUACCUAAGAUGAUGAUUCUUCUCCGGGGAGCAACGUCCUGUGGACUGCCAGAGUUGGGUGCUGGCGGGAGGGUUGGCAAGGUUCUGUGUCAAGGUUCCAGCAGCUAAUGAACACACCGGAGACCUGGGAGAAGGAGGUAUAGACCCUCACUGGGCUUUUCAGCCUCCAGCCACACCCACGAACCAUACUCCAGAGAGCUGCCAUGAAGGACCAGUUUUUGUUUUGGAUUUUUCGCUGGAGAUGGGGAAUGGAGCGUCCUGGCCCACACAGCCGAGGAGCUGAGGCCAGACAGACGGACGCACGGACAGACGACAGAGGACGCGCUGGCCGCUGCACCCCGCUGCCUCCCCCUUCUCCCUGCUGCCUGCACCUGGAGGAUGAGCCCAGCCUUCAGGGCUAUGGACGUGGAGCCCCGCGCCAAGGGCAUCCUGCUGGAGCCCUUUGUCCACCAGGUCGGGGGGCACUCGUGCGUGCUCCGCUUCAACGAGACGACCCUGUGCAAGCCUCUGGUCCCGAGGGAGCACCAGUUCUACGAGACCCUCCCUGCGGAGAUGCGCAAAUUCACUCCCCAGUACAAAGGUGUGGUAUCUGUGCGCUUUGAAGAAGAUGAAGACAGGAACUUGUGUUUAAUAGCAUAUCCAUUAAAAGGGGACCACGGAACUAUGGACAGUGUAGAUAACUCAGACUGUGAACCAAAAAGUAAGCUGCUAAGGUGGACAAACAAAAAACAUCACGUCCUAGAAACAGAAAAGAUCCCUAAGGACUGGGUGCGCCAGCACCGGAAGGAGGAGAAGAUGAAGAGCCAUAAGUUAGAAGAAGAAUUUGAGUGGCUGAAGAAAUCUGAAGUCUUGUACUACAGUGUAGAGAAAAAGGGGAAUGUCAGUUCCCAGCUUAAACACUACAACCCUUGGAGCAUGAAGUGUCACCAGCAACAGUUACAGAGAAUGAAGGAGAAUGCAAAACAUCGGAACCAGUACAAAUUUAUCUUACUGGAGAACCUGACUUCCCGUUAUGAGGUGCCUUGUGUCCUGGACCUCAAGAUGGGUACGCGCCAGCAUGGUGACGAUGCUUCAGAGGAGAAGGCAGCCAACCAGAUCCGCAAAUGCCAGCAGAGCACGUCUGCAGUCAUUGGUGUGCGCGUGUGUGGCAUGCAGGUGAGAGGAGUGCAGGUAUACCAGGCAGGCAGUGGGCAGCUCAUGUUCAUGAACAAGUACCACGGCCGGAAGCUGUCCGUGCAGGGCUUCAAGGAGGCACUUUUCCAGUUUUUCCACAACGGGCGGUACCUGCGCCGCGAGCUCCUGGGCCCUGUGCUUAGGAAGCUGACUGAACUCAAGUCCGUGUUGGAGCGACAAGAAUCCUACCGCUUCUACUCAAGCUCCCUGCUGGUCAUUUAUGAUGGCAAGGAGCGGCCUGAAGUGGCCCUGGACUCAGAUGCUGAGGACUUGGAGGACCUGUCAGAGGAGUCAGCCGACGAGUCGGCUGGUGCCUAUGCCUACAAGCCCAUCGGCACCAGCUCGGUGGACGUGCGCAUGAUCGAUUUCGCACACACCACUUGCAGGCUGUAUGGUGAGGACAGUGUGGUACACGAGGGCCAGGAUGCUGGCUAUAUCUUUGGGCUCCAGAGCCUGAUAGACAUUGUUACAGAGAUAAGUGAGGAAAGUGGGGAGUGAGCUUGCUGGCUGCAGCAGUACCUGAGAGACUCUCUGUGUCCCAGGCACAGCUGUGCUGCGUCGGGGAGGAGGCCAGUAUGGCCAGGCGGUGGCCCCUGCAGCCUGGAGCUGAUGCGCAGAGGCCUCUAUGAGUCCCAGCCUGAGCCAGCCCCAACCGCUGUCGGAGUCUUUAUUUAUUUUAACUCUCUUCAACAUUCCACAUUUGAUGAUGCAGAUACCUCUUUCUUCCCUGAGUGUAAAUGUUCUAAUACAAAUCUUUUUGUUAAUUGUA